GGGCAUCGUCCUUGUUUCGCCUGCCACUCCAUCGUUCUGAACGACGACCAUUUACCAGGCAUGGGUUUCCUCGAAAAGUUUAUGGCCCGUCACUUUGGGGGCAUCCCCAAGUCCUUCAGGGAUUUGGAGUGGAUUAUCCGAGUGAGACCCGAUCUUCCCCCAAUCAUGUGCAAGGCCGACGAGUACCGUACUACCAGCCCUGGCUCUCAACCGACAUACAAUCCUGCUACUGAGGAAAAGAUUUCCAAAAACUAUUAUUUCACCCGCGACACGAGACGUCAAUACCCUCAGACAGUUGUGUACAAGGCUGAGGAAUUUCAAGGGCUUUUGCCUGGUGGUGUAGAGGCCAAGAGUCUUCCCCUUGACACAACGACCCCACACGCUGUUAAAGGCACUCCAGCCUCCUCGGAAGCCGCAUAUACUCCCCAGAAUCUUCCACCAAUCAUCAACAAAAAAUACCAUUGGAAACCGUCCAUGCCACACCUCAAGCCCAACGAAGUGAACCCGCAGCUCUGCAUUCGCGGCGCCACGUAGAAGUACAUGCUGAUGGGAAAGUAGGGCCAUCUGCCUUCAUAGAAUUUGUACACUGGGUGGAUGUAUCUAUAGCUGACUGUUAAAUGGAAAGCACAUUGGUAGCGAGAACACGGACGUGCCUCAUUUGACCUACCCUUGUCAUAUUUGCUCCUUGUCCUAAUGGAACCGUAGAUCAGCAGAGCGAAUAUCGUAAUCUACCGACCAUUCGUAUUUUGUUGCACAUAACCUCAAAAUACAACUUGGCAAUCUAAUUAAACC
This is a messenger RNA of Spizellomyces punctatus DAOM BR117, 792 nucleotides long. RefSeq lists its product as uncharacterized. NCBI's taxonomy places the organism in Eukaryota, Fungi, Chytridiomycota, Chytridiomycetes, Spizellomycetales, Spizellomycetaceae. The transcript has 5 exons. The record is from RefSeq and is a predicted model, not a curated record. Bases 61 to 534 code for a protein of 157 amino acids.